Messenger RNA from Argentina anserina (silverweed cinquefoil), 1155 nucleotides. Its product is annotated as chorismate mutase 2. The record is from RefSeq and is a predicted model, not a curated record. Gene Ontology annotation, biological process: chorismate metabolic process; aromatic amino acid biosynthetic process. Gene Ontology annotation, cellular component: cytoplasm. Gene Ontology annotation, molecular function: chorismate mutase activity. Bases 230 to 1015 code for a protein of 261 amino acids. The transcript is spliced from 6 exons. NCBI's taxonomy places the organism in Eukaryota, Viridiplantae, Streptophyta, Magnoliopsida, Rosales, Rosaceae.
CUUGAAACCAAGGCUUUCUUCCCAUUGCCGAUCGCCGGCUCGCAUUCUCCUCCUCUCAGUGUUUGACUUGGUCCGUUGAUAUCUCUUCUUCAAGGUCACAGUCUUGUCCUUACGGUUUUCUUUUAUCUCCCUCCAUCUGAAACAAAUUAACUGCUAUUUAGCUACCUCUGCCGGCUGUUCAACAAUUUCAAACACUCCAAUUCUAAGUUGCAGCAGACACAUUCUGAAUAUGGCAGAAGCACCAAAGCAGCCAAACGAGUCGCUGACGCUCGAGAAGGUGAGACAGGCAUUGAUCAACCAAGAAGACAUCAUCGUGUUUAGGCUGAUUGAGAGAGCCGCCUUCCCUCUCAACUCUCCCACCUACCACCGCAAAUUUUCAUCUUCUCCUUCUCUGUUUAACUUCAUUGUUAAAGGCACCGAGGCCCUCCAAUCUCAGGCCGGUAGAUAUGUGAUUCCUGAAGAACUUCCUUUUUUCCCAGAAAACUUACCUCCUUCAUUGCUGCCGCCUCCUGCUGAUUCACCGGUAUUGCAUCCUGCUGCAGCUUCGAUUAAUCUUAAUGAGAAGAUAUUGGAUAUAUAUUUGAAGCAAUUGCUUCCUCUGUUUGCUGCUCCUGGUGAUGAUGGGAACUAUGCAUCAACUGCCUCCAGUGAUCUUGAUUGCUUACAGGCAAUCUCUAGAAGGAUUCAUUAUGGAUACUAUGUUGCUGAGGUCAAAUUCAGGGAUGCCCCUCAAGAUUAUGAGCCUGCAAUUCGUGCCAAGGAUAGAGAAGGUCUGAUGAAAUUGUUGACGUUUACGGAUGUGGAAGAGAAGGUGAAGAAGAGAGUUGAGAAGAAAUCAAUGAUCUUUGGGCAAGAAGUGAGUCUUGACAGCGAUCCUAACAGUCUAAAACAAAAUGGAACUGUAAAGGGAAAAUACAGGGUUGAUCCAUCCCUGGUGUCUCGCCUCUAUGGAGAAUGGGUUAUGCCUCUCACAAAGGAUGUUCAAGUUGAGUACCUCCUUAGACGCCUAGACUAGACACAUUUUGACUAUUAGAUUACAUCCAUAUUCAAGUCAAAUCUCAGUCCAAACUUCGUAUUGCUCACAAAUUCAAGUGAGAUGUAAGGGUCAUGGACCUUCAAAUAUGAAUAAUUCAGACUUGUUAAAUAUGUUAUUCA